UGUAUAGCUGUAUACUAUCUCUAAUACCCUGUCCUCAACAUUUCCAGCUUCCCAUCUCCACUAUGCCUCUCUACCGCCUCCUCCUCCGCUCCAUCCGCCGCACAACUUCCUCUCUCUCCACUCACCCCCACCUCCAGCCUCACCCCUCAUUCUCUCUCCUUCACCCUCGCCUCCUCGCCUUCUCCUCCGCCGAAGAAGCCGCCGCCGAACGCCGUCGCCGCAAACGUCGUCUCCGCAUCGAACCCCCUCUCCACGCCCUCCGUCGUGACCCCUCCUCCCCUCGCCCUCCCCCUGACCCCAACGCCCGUCCUCUCCCCGACACCACCUCCUCUCUCACUGGCCCCCGUCUCAACCUCCACAACCGCGUUCAAUCCCUCAUUCGCGCCGGUGACCUCCCUAACGCCGCCCUCUUAGCCCGCCAAUCCGUCUUCUCCCGCACUCGCCCCACUGUCUUCACUUGCAAUGCCAUCAUCGCCGCGAUGUACCGUGCUCAGAGGUACGACGACGCCGUUUCUUUAUUCCAAUUUUUCUUCAACCAGUCCAACAUUGUCCCCAACAUUGUUUCUUAUAAUUUUUUGAUUGUAAGUCAUUGUGAGUGUAAGAAUGUUGAUUUGGGUCUUGAGGUUUAUAGGCAUAUUUUAGCUGAGGCACCCUUUAGUCCGUCUUCUGUUACUUUUAGGCACUUGACUAAAGGAUUGAUUGAUGUUGGGAGGAUUGAGGAGGCGGUUGAUCUUCUUAGGGAGAUGCUUAAUAAAGGGCUUGGUGCUGAUUCCCUUGUUUAUAAUAAUUUGAUUAAAGGGUUUUUGGAUUUGGAUGAUUUUGACAAGGCCAAUGAGUUUUUCGACGAGCUUAAGGAGAGGUGCCUUGUGUAUGAUGGAGUUGUCAAUGCCACCUUUAUGGAGUGGUUCUUUCAGAGGGGAAAAGGGAAGGAGGCUAUGGAGUCGUAUAGGUCGUUGCUUGAUCGUCAGUUUAAGAUGACACCUGCUACGGGUAAUGAGCUUCUUGAGGUGUUUCUUAGGCAUGAGAAGAAGAAGGAGGCGUGGGAGUUGUUCGAUUCCAUGUUGGAUAAUCAUACCCCACCUAAUUUUCAGGCUGUGAAUUCGGAUACUUUUAAUAUAAUGGUGAAUGAGUGUUUUAGAGAGGGGAAAUAUGAAGAGGCGGUUACCACUUUUAGGAAGGUGGGGAUCAAGAUGAAGCCGUUUGCUAUGGAUGUAGCUGGGUAUAACAAUAUCAUUGUUAGGUUUGCAGAGCAUGGGAUGAUUCACAAGGCGGAGGAGUUCUUUAACGAGCUUAAGUCGAAAUCAUUGAGCCCGGAUGUCACUGGUUAUAGGACAUUGAUUGAUGCUUAUCUUAAGGACCAGAGGAUUGAUGAUGCGAUGCGAAUGUUUGAUCUUAUGGUUGGUGCGAAUUUGAGAGUGAUUACGGCAUAUGCCAAUGGAUGGUUUACUGAAUUGAUUAAGAAUAACAAAGUGCUGGAGUGCUCACAAGUGUUGACAAAAAUGGCAGAAAGGGAUCCAAAACCUGACCCAUCUACCUAUGAAAUUGUCAUUAAGGGCCUGUGUGGUGAGAUUGCAUUCGAUGUGAGUGUGGAUUUGGUUGGCCAAGUCAUGAAAUAUGGGGUUGGUGUCACUCCAUCACUCCGAGAACAUCUGUUAGAAGCCUUUGAAAAGGAGGGGCGCAGAGAGGAGAUUGAGAGGAUUUUGGACGAGAGAUAUUGGCAGCAGUUCCGUUCCCAGCCUUCAGGACCUGCAAGAUCGGGACAACCUCCCCGACCAGCUGGGUCAUCUGGGUUUAGGCCUUCUGGGCCUUCUGUGGGAUAUCCAGGGCCUACUGAACCAUUGGGGUCUGCAAGGCCAGCUGAUCCUGUGAGAUUUCAGGGAGCAGCUGGUCCUGUUGGAUUUGCAGCAGCUGAUCAAGCCAGAUUUACUGGCGCAGUUAGGUCAUGGGGCCAUCCAACGCCUGCUGGAAAUGCUGGAUUUCAAGGGCCAACUGGACCUUCAGCUUUUUCUGCACAGUCAGGACCUUCAGCUUUUCCUGCACAGACAGGACCUUCAGCUUUUCCUGCACAGACAGGACCUUCAUCUUUUCCUGCACAGACAGGACCUUCAGCUUUUCCUGCACAGACAGGAUCUUCAGCUUUUCCUGCACAUACAGGACCUUCAGCUUUUCCUGCACAGACAGGACCUUCAGGACAUCAGGAACCAACCAGACCUGCAGAACAAGGAGGAUAUUGGGCUACAGCUGAACCUCCAAGAUUUCAAGGGACAGCUGGUCCUGUAGCAUAUCCAGGGCAAAAUGGAGAUGCAGAAUUUCAAGGGUCUAGAAGACCUUCAUCGUAUUCAGGAAAUGCAGAAAGUACUGGACAUCCAGGAUCAACCGCACCUGUGCAGCAAAGAGGGUAUCCUGAACCAAAUUAUCCGUUUGUUGGUAGAAGAUGACGGGAGAAGGGUGAUAGUUUUGGGUUAGCUCAAAGCAUGUAGAACUCAACUUGAGGAUGAAUUAAUUACAUUCCGUACUCUUGUUUCUCUGGUCUGCAAUUUUCAGCAAUGGUGAAGUAUGGCGGGUUAGGUUGAGAUUGCAGAGUUGAGUGUUUUGUGGAAAGGACUACAGCUCAGUGGACACUAUCCUCAGUUGCUGCUAGACUGCUAGUAUAUGUAUGGGGUGCGUUUUUGUUUCCCCAAUAUCAUCCUCUUUUGCAGCUUAUGUCUCCUGUUUCUACAGCUUGUGUAGUGAUAUGACAUUUAAAAGUGUUUGUUUGAGCUGAAUAUUUUUUCCAAGAAUAGUGUUGUCAUUUUCCUUGAUUUGUUUCGUGAAGGGUGCAUGGUGGAAAAUAAUUCUCCCAAGGAUGGAAUUCUAUUCUGAAAGGAAUGCUACUUUUUUUUUUUUUCCUUUAUUCCUUCAU
Messenger RNA from Beta vulgaris subsp. vulgaris (sugar beet), 2902 nucleotides. Its product is annotated as pentatricopeptide repeat-containing protein At1g10270. Gene Ontology annotation, molecular function: protein binding. The transcript is spliced from 3 exons. Gene Ontology annotation, cellular component: chloroplast. NCBI's taxonomy places the organism in Eukaryota, Viridiplantae, Streptophyta, Magnoliopsida, Caryophyllales, Amaranthaceae. Bases 63 to 2438 code for a protein of 791 amino acids. The record is from RefSeq and is a predicted model, not a curated record.